Molecule: messenger RNA, 600 nt
Organism: Meloidogyne enterolobii
Lineage: Eukaryota; Metazoa; Nematoda; Chromadorea; Rhabditida; Meloidogynidae
Source: the annotation of a GenBank genome assembly
AUGUGUAUAAAUACAAACACUCCUAUCGGUAAAUGUAUUAAAGGAAAUGGAUUCGGAAAUAUAAUUGAUGAUGAAAAUAUUAAAUAUAUUGUUAAAAACGGAGGGCUUGAUAGGGAUGUAUUUGUCUAUGCGGAAAAUGCAUUCAACAAACCACAAACUUGUUUUAAUUAUUCUUUGUAUUAUUUUGAAAAUAAAUGUGAAUUUGAAGGAGAUUUAAAUUGUGCCAAAGCAUGGAUGUAUAUUGGUCUUAAGAAUUUGAGUACAAAUAAACAUAUUCUCUAUCAUGCGAAGGAUGCUAAUAUUAAAAACGAGAAAAAUGAAGCAUUUCACAUUCCGACAAUUUUCAAUAAUAAUGAUAUUUAUGGAUGUGGAUUAGUUUACCCGCCAACUAAUAAAAUCAACGAAUUUCCUUACAUUUUCUUUACUCAAAAUGGAAAACAAAUUGGAAAGGGUAUAUUAUUAAAGGAUAACUUCAACUCAUAUAGACCACGCGUCUAUGUGUAUUAUUGUUCUGUAAAAACAAACUUUGGAAAUGAUCUGGAGACUAAACCGUUUAAAUACGACAUUUCAAAACAUAUAAUUCUUAAAGAAUUUUACUGA